UGUUAAACAUUAGAGUUGGUGAGUGGACGAAUGUCUAUGGCAGAAUCCGAACUGUGACUGAAGGUACUGAUUCUACGUAACCGCUCAAUUGGCUAUAAUACUGAUUCGUCGUUCGUUUCAAUUCGUUGCUGCUUUCUUUUAUGUCAUGCUCUAUCCUCUUAUCAGCGCUUGUCAGCUUUAAUUAAUUGAUUCUUAUUAGUAGCGACUGCGACGCAUAGAAAGCAACACACCACUAAGAUGCAGCUAAAGCUAAUUUGGUUUCAGCUACUGUUUGCAAACGCAUUUGCCGUCCACUACCAGUGCCUUCCGUAUCCAAUGGCUUCAGUGUGCAUUGUUGAGUACAUAUCGUACCGUCCUGGCGAUGUGAUCACGUUUCCCACAGGCUACCAGCAGUAUCAAGUUAAAGAAUCACGCUCCAAGAGAGAGACGGUAUCACGAGUGACCGCUUUCGAUGAAGUGCUCUAUAAAGCAAUGCAUCAACCAUCGAUUAUUGAGAUGGCCAGCGUUCAUAUGGAAAAACUGGUAUUGCCACCAACGUUGCUGCUAGGAGAUUUUGCCUACAACGACAUACACUCCGUAAAUGUAUCACACGCACAGACCUACCAAGUCUCCUCUCUCGAUUUCCGAGAUAGCAAGUUGACCAAUAUCGACUUUGUGGCCAGUCUUGUGAACCUGGAAAUGCUACACUUGGAGAGAAACAAAAUCCGCACUAUUCCCGGUUCUAUUCUGCGUCUGCUUACGAAGCUCAAGCAUCUGUACCUCCAGGGCAACUCUUUCGAAACGAUCCCAUGGACCGAUUUGCCUUGUGGACUGAUCCAUUUGGAUAGCUUUUGGAGUUCGGUCAAAUCGGUUGACUUCAGCAACGUCAGUCUUCCUUCGUUGGAAUAUUUGAACAUUCGGGACAACCAGUUAACGGCGAUCAACGUAACUGCCCUGCUACUGGCUGCCCCAAAACUCAAGGAAGUCUAUUUGUACAAUAGGCAAAUCGAUGAGUUCCGAAUGGAUGCGAUAAAAGCCGAGUUAACAUCGAACAACAUUAGCUAUGUGGAGAAUUAUGUGUACCCAGAGUGCUUUCACGAUGAUAACCACGAAUAUGUGAAUGGAAAGUGUGUCAAGCUAAAAGAUCUUCCGGUUAGCACCGGUAAGUCAUUGCUGCUCUCUUUCUUGGUCAUCGGAGUGGCCUCGAUAUGUGUGUACUUCGGGCUGGUGGUCUUUAGGCACAUGAAUCAAUGAUCAUAAUUUCGUAAUUAAUAUGAAUUUUGCGAAUGAAAAAUGUUUAAAUAAAAAUCUAUAAAUUUUACUAGAACGGAAAUUGAAAACGCAACUGAAACAUAAAAUUUGCUCUUUAAUCUAUGAAAUCAGUUGUUCCAAAGUUCGUCCCUCGUCUGUAGAGCCUUUUAACCCGUAUAGGCCUGAGUGAAAGCAAAAAUACUAAAGCUCUCUCCGC
Aedes aegypti (yellow fever mosquito) is the source of this 1447-nucleotide messenger RNA. RefSeq lists its product as uncharacterized. The transcript is spliced from 2 exons. The record is from RefSeq and is a predicted model, not a curated record. The coding region runs from base 238 to 1233 and encodes 331 amino acids. Lineage: Eukaryota; Metazoa; Arthropoda; Insecta; Diptera; Culicidae. Gene Ontology annotation, molecular function: protein binding.